This is a messenger RNA of Cyprinodon tularosa, 570 nucleotides long. RefSeq names its product protein CIP2A-like. The record is from RefSeq and is a predicted model, not a curated record. Lineage: Eukaryota; Metazoa; Chordata; Actinopteri; Cyprinodontiformes; Cyprinodontidae. The coding region runs from base 1 to 570 and encodes 189 amino acids. The transcript has 6 exons.
AUGCCUCAGAAUAAGGAAGUUGAAGAAACUAAGAAGUUGAAUGAAACACUUAAAGGUCGUCCUGCAGACAGUCCUGAUGGCUAUAAGAAAAACUUGGACAAGAUUUUGGAAGAAGUAAGGAAACAGACUCAAAGUUUUGCAGGGAAAUGCAAUGAUCCCGAGCAUAAAAAGAUCAACCCAUCCGAGAUAAAAAGCUUACAGGAAAAAAAGAAAAAACUAGAGGAAGAAAUUAAAACACUUCAAAUGGAAAAUCAAAAUCUCCAAAAGGACAAAGAAGAAAAGGAAAAAGAGCUAAACAUCAGCCAGAAAGAAUGCAUAGUUCUGCAGAAUAAGGAGAUGGCCAUGAUCGCGGAGAUUGCUGCCUACAAGACUCUGCUGGAAGUUGAGGAGGAUAGAAUCAAGUCAACUGUGGAGGAUGUUCCCCCCACUCCUGGAGGACCAAAUAGCACCCCAAAGAACAGCAAUCCUAAAUCUCCCCUCACACCGCAACCAGGAAUGAUCUUCACUGCUAAGCUGCUGAGGGAGAAACCUGCUCUGGAGGAGCAGCUGAGGAGAAAGGAGGAGGAGUAG